Sesamum indicum (sesame) is the source of this 1184-nucleotide messenger RNA. It is a transcript of the gene AGL12, whose product is annotated as AGAMOUS-like 12. The record is from RefSeq and is a predicted model, not a curated record. Gene Ontology annotation, molecular function: protein dimerization activity; DNA-binding transcription factor activity; RNA polymerase II transcription regulatory region sequence-specific DNA binding. NCBI's taxonomy places the organism in Eukaryota, Viridiplantae, Streptophyta, Magnoliopsida, Lamiales, Pedaliaceae. Gene Ontology annotation, cellular component: nucleus. Gene Ontology annotation, biological process: positive regulation of transcription by RNA polymerase II.
UUGUGGGAGUGGAAGAAGUAGAGUGUGAGUUUUGUGUUUUAAGUUAGGAGGAGUUUGUGGGAGCGAAAGGCAACAGCCUCGAAGCUAGUUUCAACUAGUGGGAGGUUGUCUGCACACAACAGCAAGAAGAAGAACACCUUCAUCAUCCAUCCAUCAUUAAACCCUUUCUUCAAUUAACUCUAACGAAGUUAGUGAUAUAGAUAUACAGAAUAAUUUCUUUGAGAAUAUAUAUAUAUAUAUAGUUACAGCUAUAAUUUGUGUGGAUGGCUCGUGGAAAGAUUCAGAUGAAGAGGAUUGAGAAUCCGGUGCACCGGCAGGUGACCUUCUGCAAGAGGCGUGCUGGCCUCCUCAAGAAGGCUAAGGAGCUCUCCGUGCUGUGCGAUGCUGAAAUUGGACUUUUCAUUUUCUCCGCCCACGGCAAGCUCUAUGAACUAGCUACCAAAGGAAGCAUGCAAAGUUUGAUUGAGAGGUACAUGAAGUGUAGUGGGGAAGUUGCAGCUGAUGAUCAAGAGGCCAAAGAGAAGCAAAUUAACAUGGACCCCAAGGAAGAGAUUAGCAUGCUAAAGCUUGAGAUUGAGAUACUCCAGAAGGGACUCAGGUAUAUAUCUGGAGGAGGAGGUGGUGCAAUGACUCUGGACGAACUGAAUGUCCUGGAGAAACAUCUUGAGAUAUGGAUAUACCAUGUUCGUUCCGCAAAGAUGGACAUUAUGGUUCAAGAAAUUCAGCUGCUGAAGAAUAAGGAAGGUAUACUCCAAGCAGCAAACAAGCAUCUACAAGAGAAGAUAGAGGAGCAGUAUGGGAUGGUUGAAAUGGGAGGAAUGCUGACUAACAUUCAAUACCCUGCAGCACUAACAAGUACUAACUUGCGGAGCCUGCAGUACCCGCUAACUAUACCAAAUGAGACAUACGAUCAGUUAAUUUAGCUACGUCGAUAUGCUCAUUCUUAUAGUAUAUGCACGGGACUUGGACGUCCUGGUCUAGCUAUAUAUUAUAUGUGGUAAUUGUUAAUGUAAGAAGAUAAUAAAAGUGGUGUUGUAGCGUGUGACUCUAUACGUCCACGUUUGAAUAUCAACUAGAUCAUAUAUGUGUGGUGGCUUGCAGACAUGCAUCCUGUGUUUAAUUAUGCAUCUAAUUUAGUCUUGUACUCUUGUUAAUUACGUCCUAAUCUAUUCUAUUUAUAAUAA